This is a messenger RNA of Dioszegia hungarica, 1131 nucleotides long. RefSeq lists its product as uncharacterized. The transcript has a single exon. The coding region runs from base 1 to 1131 and encodes 376 amino acids. NCBI's taxonomy places the organism in Eukaryota, Fungi, Basidiomycota, Tremellomycetes, Tremellales, Bulleribasidiaceae. The record is from RefSeq and is a predicted model, not a curated record.
AUGUCUGACCAUGACGACCACGAACAUACCCCCGAUCUAGGAGACACUGACGGUCUCCAAUGGGAUCUGGAUGCCUAUCUCCGUUUUGUCAAUGAUGAUACCCCUCCGCAGCCUCACUUUGACCACGUGACGGCAGACCAGCCCGUCAGGUACCUACGGAAGGGGGAAACGCCAACACACGCGUUUACAUCACGCAACGGCUUCGACAUGUCACUCCCCGGACGCCCACAAGUCCAGCCGCAUACGAUUCUUGCCUCACAGGGCAAUGCCUGCCCAACCCCGUCCAUGGACACUGGUGACGCGCGACUGUCUGGCUCCGCGCCGUCGAUGCCGGCUGUCGAUGUCGAUGGCCUGGAUUGGAGACUGUUGAUGGGCGAGUCGGAGGAGAAUGGCAUGUUGACUCUGAUGACUCCUGAUGAGAUCGCUCCCGCCCCGGCCUAUGGUCUGCCUACGAUGAGCGAUACAGAGAGCCAAAACCCCACAUCACAAUCUGCCACAAGCCCUCUCGCCUCGGCACGAGGUAGCAAGUCCACGAAGAACGACCAGUCAGGCCGAUCUGCGAAGCCUCUUGACCUGGUAGCAAAACCGCCGAGCAAAAAUUCUGCUAAACGACAGCGACAAAACAAUACCGCUGCCGUCAGGUAUCGUCUCUUCUUUCGCAAGUUCUGCUUCCACCAACAAACUCACAGCAUUAUUCAGGAAAGCCGAACCGCCACCGUCAGCCUGCGGAUGGACCGCCCUUCCAAGCAAUCGGCCAGCGGACAGACAGAAGCCUCAGUGGCGAGUGUCGAUCCGUCUGGGCUAGAUUUGUGGAAGCCCGGAUACGUUAGCGGCAUGAAUCGUCUAAUUCUUCAGGCAAUUUGGCCGAAAACGCGAUGCGACAAGUCGCAAUACACGACACUCAAGGAUACUGCAUUGACUUUCGACAGGAAGCUUCGGGAGUGUCUGCAGACGUACAAGCAAGCUGUCUUGGCGUACGAUCACGAUGGAUCCAUACUCAUUACGGGGUAUGGAAAGCGGGAAUCAGAACUGGGUCCGGACCUUGUUGGUCUCGAACCAGCUCAGGCGAUUGACAAGCGAAGUCAUAGACGGAGGGCGAAGAGGGCGGCCGGAGCGAGUGACAAGACAUGA